AUUGGUCUACCUCCUCUCACCAGGAAAUGGAGAGGUCCUGCCAGGAUUACGAGACGACUAGGUCCAGUUGCUUUUGAGAUUGAAGACCUCGAAACAGAAGUCCAGUUAAAAGCCCACCUGAAUCACCUGAAGGCUUAUCAUCCACCGGCAGAACUGUCAUAUGGCACGAGUGACAGUGAUGGAGAAGAGGAUGAUGAUAGAGAUGAUCCGAACCCGCCAAACCCAGACGCAAACGACCCUUGGGUUGCUGUGCUGACCUCUCUGGUGAUGGAGCCAGGGUUUGAUGCCGAUAGGCGUGACUGCCGAGACACGCGACCCUCAAGAAACCUGCACCCAGAUGAGCAGAUGAUGCAGCACUAACUCCUUUUUGUAUUGUUUGUGU
Molecule: messenger RNA, 382 nt
Organism: Penaeus monodon (black tiger shrimp)
Lineage: Eukaryota; Metazoa; Arthropoda; Malacostraca; Decapoda; Penaeidae
Exons: 1
Source: RefSeq, a predicted model, not a curated record